Metarhizium album ARSEF 1941 is the source of this 288-nucleotide messenger RNA. RefSeq lists its product as uncharacterized. The coding region runs from base 1 to 288 and encodes 95 amino acids. The record is from RefSeq and is a predicted model, not a curated record. The transcript has 2 exons. NCBI's taxonomy places the organism in Eukaryota, Fungi, Ascomycota, Sordariomycetes, Hypocreales, Clavicipitaceae.
AUGCUGGAUAAAGACUGGGACGAUGUUAUCCGUACCAACGGCCUGCUCUGUGGCGGUCGCCUCGUCAUCACGCAGAGUAAAGAUGAGAACCCUGCAGUCCGUAUCGAGCGUGCUCCCCGUGCCGCUUUGGUAGAAAACUUCGUCGCCCACAAAGACGUUGAGCCCGCCACAGACGAUGAGCGCGAAUCAGAGGCGUACUCGGCAUGCGGCAUCACAAACGUAACGUCGACCGCAAAAUUCUCCCUCAGACUCAAGGAGAAGCCGCGAAUCAAAGUACCUGUGCAUUGA